Molecule: messenger RNA, 3804 nt
Organism: Tremella mesenterica DSM 1558
Lineage: Eukaryota; Fungi; Basidiomycota; Tremellomycetes; Tremellales; Tremellaceae
Exons: 17
Coding region: 1-3804 (1267 amino acids)
Source: RefSeq, a predicted model, not a curated record
AUGACCACAACUGAAGUGCCCAUAGGGGCGAAAGUUUCCGUAUCAGCUGGUAUAGGUAUCGUGAGAUGGACGGGAAGUAAUCCCCCCUUCAGCAGUGGGAAAUGGGUUGGUGUGGAAUUGUCCGAGCCGACAGGGAAGAACGAUGGGACCGUACAAGGGAUGAGAUAUUUUGAUUGUAAACCUCAACAUGGAGUAUUUGUUCGUCCUAGUCAAGUCAAGGUUUUGGAAACUCCAAAGUCUCGACCUUCUUCUACCAGACCACCUGUGACACCUAGUAUAUCUCGCGUAUCUUCAGCUGGACCUCCUCGAGCUGGCUCGCCUCUGAAGAAAUCUGGACCUACCACACCACCUAGAUCUGGGGCCUCAGCCGCUACUCAGGUAACUUCACCUUCGACUACAGCUCGAAAACCAAAUGUAACCACUCGACCACCUUCAAGUGUCUUCAAACGACCACCGUCGGUCAUGGAAAAUGUUCCUGCCACCACAAGCAGAAGAGUCUCAAGUCCAGUCAAGACUUUGGACGAACACAUGGAAGAAGAUCAACGAGUCAGUUCACCCGUUCCCACCGAACGGGUCAUCUCCCCCACUCCUUCACAACCUGCCUCAGCCAGACUAGUGUCCAGAGGUGUGUCUGGGGCCUUUUCCUCAGUCGGAGUACCUCCAUCUUUGCCCGUGGCGGGCCCGUCUUCGCGGCCUGCGUCUCCGGAGAAAGAGCAUUCCGCUGGCUUUGCGCAAAAACGGGAGUUGGAAGAAUUGAGGAUCAAGGUCAAAAUCAUGGAAAUGCGAAAGAAUGAUGAUCAACAAAAACUGCGUGAGCUGGAGAGUAGAGCUAGUGAGGCGGAUGCAUUGAAGGCUGCUCGUGUAAAGUUGCAAGUCAAAUUCCAAGAACUCCAGGCAUCCCUGGUCGCAGCACAAAGACAAGCUCGAGAUCUGCAGUCGGAAAACACACUGCUGGAGAGUAGAGCGUCUGAAGCUGUGGACCAGUUGGAAAUGGCAGCCCUGGAUAGAGAAGUGGCAGAGGAGAAAGCAGAGGCCGCAGAGGCCGACGCGGUCAAAUUGAAUGAGAAGUUAGCCGAGCUUGAAAUGGAAAUUGCCGUAUUGAAAGAGGAGAACGCGGAGUACGAAAAGCCAGUGUCUGGAGUGGAAGGGGAGCGAACUUCACUGGCUUAUAUCCAGCUGGAAAAGCAUAACGAGCGUCUGAAAGAGGCUCUCAUCCGGUUACGGGAUGUAUCCAAUGAGAAUGAACGGGAGUACAAGAACAAACUCGCAGAGGUUGACAAGGAGCUUACGUCCCAAGACAACUUACUCAGUCAACUUGAACUGGCCGAGGCAAAGCUAGCUAAUGCGGAGGCCCAAGUGGAAGAUCUCAAGCAGCAACUGGAUGAUGCUCUCGGUGCUGAGGAUAUGCUUGUCCAGCUCACUGAACGGAACCUACAAAUGAGCGAGCGUAUGGAGGAAAUGCGAGUCACCAUCGAGGACCUCGAAGCUCUGAAAGAGCUCAAUGAUGAGUUGGAGGAGACACAUGUAGAAGCUGAAAAGCAACUCAAUGAGGAGUUAGAUGCUCUGAAUAUCCAGCUUCGGGACGAACGUAAGAGAUCGAACGAUCUUGAUUCCGUCGUGAUCGACAUGGAAAGCACCAUAACACAAUUCCGAGACCUGGUCGGGGCUUUGCAACAAGAAAUUGAUGAUCUCCGUAUGCAACAAGCCACUCAGGAAAUCGAAGUUGCCACAAAUACCAAAGAGGCGCAGGCGAUCUUGAAUAUGAACUUGAAGCUCCAGUCGUCUGUAGUCAAGCAACAAAGCAAGACCAUCGAUCUGGAGCUCAAAAAGCUGGAAGUCGCUCAGCUGACGGAACACCUGCGUAUCGUUCAAGUCUAUCUACCCGGCCCCUAUCACGAGACUGAUGCCGAUCCCACUGCUGCUCUCUUGCUCUUCCAUCGUCUAUCGGCCAAGGUCGAUACUCUUAUUUCGACGAUCUCUCAGGCUCACGGGAUCCCCGCAUCGCUGCAUACUGCCUCUUCUGAGGCUUUAGUGGGAGUAUGCGAGUUGCGAGGGAAGUUGGGCCACUUUUCUCUGCUCAACAAACGAUUUGCGGGCAUCCUACAGCGCAUCGACCCCGACGGCUGGGUGGUACUGGGCAAGGUGAUCGACGAGCUUGGAGGAGUCGAAGCAAGAGUAGAUGGUUGGAUUGGACUGGUCAGAAGUGACGAAUUUAGUGAAGGGGAUUGCGCUAGAGAACUGAGCAGCUUGAUUGCUCAAUUUGACCAUCUCGCAGCAACCUCAUUCGACCAUCCUACUCUUGACCUAGGAGAGCAGCAACUGGGCCUGGCUUAUAACAUCAAUUACGACCUAGAUAAUUUUGCUGCCGCUGUUGGCUUUGCUCGACAAGCAAUCCUCGCUUUGACCCAACAGGAAGACAUCGAAGUGGAAGUUGGAGAGUCGUCUCUGGAAGAAGGGGUGUACGAACCUGUGCAGCGUAUCCUGGAUCAAGUCCGAGCUGUCAAAGUCCCAUCUGGUAAACUAGUAUCGGAAGUCACCGAACUCGUCUCAAAGUCAAUGGCUCUCGCUCCUGAUAUGUCGGUGGCCCUUGCCGACCUAGCUGUGGCCGUAUCGAACGCUGUCGACCUUGCCGUACAGCUAGCACAACGUAUAGCCGCACACGUUGCUUCUCUGCGCGCUAGUAAAGAACCUCUACGACUGGAAGAGAUUGAGGGGUUUUUGGAACAAUUAGUGGCUGAUUCUGCCGUCCCAUCGGACGCUCCUCCAUGGGAACAAAUCGGAAUGUUCAUCUCGCGUCUUGGAAUCGAUUUGGGCUUGGUGUUGCCCAAGAUCAGGUCGGCCGUCAAGACCGGGCAUUUAGUAUCGAUGGACAUUCCGCCGCCAUGGUUGGCCAGAGUCGCUGCGAUAAGAGAAGCAGCCACGUAUAAUGCAGAUACGGAACGAAAGAUCGUCAAGCUCACUGAGGAGGUCAAGGAUAUGCUCCGUGAAGUCAAAUUACGGGACCAAUCAUUACAGGAAUCCGGGGUCAAGGUUGAGACACUGGAGCGACGACUCGAAGCGACCCGAAAGCAGGCCGAUAUCAUCGUCGAGCUCGAGAACGAUGUCGCAAAAGCUAAAAAGCAAGAGAAAGUAUACGAAGAUGCCAUUGCUCAACUUCAAAGUGAACAAGAUGCACUCGAAGCUGAAAACGCCCGAUUACGAAAACAAGGUGGUCCAAUCGAUUCUCGUCAAGCUAAUGCAACAUCAUCUUCGAUGGCUGAACCACUUCUCUUAUCCAAUGCCACGGUUGGUAUGGAAGUAUCUCAACUUGCAGAACAGGUCGAAAACCUCAAAACUGCCGUUCGAUUCUUACGAAAUGAGAAUUCUCUUUUGAAAUCUAGACAAUUAUAUAAAGAUCUUGGAUUCUUACCCUCUAUACCUUACUCUUCUCCCUCAUCAUCCUUCUCUCCUACCACAUGGAACACGCCAGAGUUAGUCAGUAACAAACGUUCAAAUAUCGUAGGAGCGGACGGAAGUCUUGAUUCUCCUACUUCCUCUGACGAUGGAGAAUUACCAGUCACUCCUACCAAGAUCACAAAACAAUCUUUGGAGACGAAUACGAAAUUGUUGUUCCGCCAAUUAGCAGAAUUUCGAUCAAGUCCGAGAAUAGUGGAUAUCUCUCAGUUGGGCGGUACGGCUUGGAGAAGUAAGAAAAAGAGUCCGGAGUGGCAAAUGGCAGAAUGGAGGAGACAGGAACAGAGAUUAGAGAGAAGAUUGGAGGAUUUGACAGAACAGGCGAGGGAGUUGGAAAGGAGAGGUAGAUGA